AACAAGUUUUUGUUGUUGACAGUUUGUGUUGUUAGUGUUUUAAUUCAAGUUUAAAUUGUUAAUCAUGGCCACUGGAAAGAACAAAAGAGAUUAUGCAGCUGAUAAAGAACGUUGCAAGUCGUUUUUAAGUGAAUUCUGUCAAGACGACCAUUCGGGUUCGGGAAAAUGCUUUAAAUACGGCCAGGUUUUGACCAAGCUAGCACAUCGUGAACAAGUAGCACUUACCAUUGACCUUGAAGAUCUUAAAGAAUACGACUCUGAUCUUGUUGAGAAUGUAUUGGAAAACACCCUCCGUUAUCAGAAGAUCUUCGCAGAUGUGGUUGAAGAACUAUUGCCCGAUUACAAGGAGAGAGAGGCUACCUACAAAGAUUCUUUGGAUGUGUACAUCGAACAUAGGAUGCAUAUGGAGCAGAGGAAUCAUCAGGAUCCUGCAGAACACAGGGACUGGAGGAAUAAAUAUCCAUCAGAACUUAUGAGGAGAUAUGAGAUUUGCUUCAAGAACCUGUCGGAUGAAAAGGCUCUUCCAAUGCGAGAUCUAAAAGCUGCUCACAUCGGGAAGUUAUCAACUGUACGUGGCAUCGUUAUAAGAGCCACCGACAUCAAACCCAUGAUGUGUGUAGCUACAUAUACAUGUGAUAGAUGUGGCGGGGAGACGUAUCAACCGAUUUCAUCCCCCACGUUUAUGCCACUCGUCGUAUGUCCAAGUGAGGACUGCCAAACCAACCGCAGUGGUGGUCGGCUAUGUCUGCAGAAUCGUGGAUCUAAGUUCACCAAGUUCCAGGAGGUUAAAAUUCAGGAACAUAGUGACAUGGUGCCUGUUGGAAACAUUCCUCGGAGCUUGACUAUCUACUGCAGAGGAGAGACAACUGGAUGCGCAUCCGCUGGCGACCACAUUAGUAUCACAGGUGUCUUUCUUCCAAUGUUGAAGAUUGGAUUCCGACAAAUGCAACAAGGCCUGCUCACUGAUUCCUACAUGGAGGCUCAUAGAGUUGUUCGGAUGAACAAGAUUGAGGAAAACGAGCAAGAUGAAUCAGAGAUGACAGAAGAAGAAAUUGAGCAGAUAACUCAGGAUGAUUUUUACGAUAAACUUGCGAACUCAAUUGCCCCCGAAAUUUACGGACACGAGGAUAUUAAGAAAGCCCUUCUUCUUCUUCUUGUUGGUGGUGUGGAUAGGAAUGCUAAUGGUAUGAAAAUCAGAGGAAAUAUCAACAUCUGUUUGAUGGGAGACCCUGGUGUCGCCAAGUCCCAAUUGCUUUCUUACAUUGACCGAAUUGCCCCAAGAAGUCAAUACACUACAGGUCGUGGAUCAUCUGGUGUGGGUCUUACUGCUGCAGUAAUGAAGGACCCGGUUACAAACGAGAUUGUAGUUGAGGGGGGUGCGUUGGUUCUUGCUGACCAGGGUGUCUGCUGUAUUGACGAGUUUGAUAAAAUGAUGGACAGUGAUCGAACAGCCAUACACGAGGUUAUGGAACAACAAACUAUCUCAAUCGCAAAGGCUGGUAUAAUGGCUUCACUGAAUGCUCGCGUGUCAAUCCUCGCUGCAGCCAACCCUGCAUACGGUCGCUACAACCCAAAGAAAUCAAUUGAACACAACAUCCAAUUACCGGCUGCUCUUCUUUCAAGAUUUGAUCUUCUCUGGCUGAUUCAGGACAAACCGGAUCGCGAAAAUGAUCUCAGAUUGGCGCAGCACAUCACAUAUGUGCAUAUGCAUUCGGUCCAUCCACCUUUGCAAUUCCAACCUAUAGACAUGCGGCUUAUGAGGAAAUACAUAGCUCUGUGUAAAAGCAAGCACCCUGUUGUUCCUCUGGAAUUGCGUGAUUACAUCACAGCAGCUUAUGUUGAAUUACGUAAAGAAGCUCGUGCCAGCAAUGACGCUACGUUCACAUCCGCUCGUACCCUUCUGUCCAUUCUACGCAUUGCCACCGCACUGGCUCGUUUACGACUCGCUGACGUAGUAGAAAAAGAUGACGUCAACGAAGCAAUGCGAAUGAUGGAAAUGUCGAAAGAUACUCUGAAUCCCGGAUCGGAAAAUAUUCAACGAAAACAACGACCUACUGACGCGAUCUUCCAAAUAUUGCGCGACAUGGCGCCACAAGAUGGCAGCAACACGGUGUCCAGUGUCAGAGUUGCUGACGCCAGACAACGCUGUGUUGCUAAAGGUUUCACUCCAGACCAAUUUGACGAAGCUGUUGAAGAAUAUGAAGCUUUGAAUGUGUGGCUGCUAAACACGGCCAAGACACGUCUCACUUUUAUAUAAUGCAUAUCAUUCUGCUGCUACAAGUUUUGUAUAUACAGAAGACAUUUUGUCCCCAAACAAUUAUGUUGUACUAGUUGUGUUUUAUAGUCUUUGCGAAAAGCUAUUAACUGCCAAAUAAAAAGUCACCAUUUUUCAAUUA
Molecule: messenger RNA, 2396 nt
Organism: Ciona intestinalis (vase tunicate)
Lineage: Eukaryota; Metazoa; Chordata; Ascidiacea; Phlebobranchia; Cionidae
Source: RefSeq, a predicted model, not a curated record